AUGUGUGCAGUGUUUCUACAGCAGCUCCUGAUUGCAGAGGUCAUAAACGAGGCGCAACGCAGCAUAAAGGACAUCGAAGAAGCCAUCACCCAGGCUCAGCCUGGAAGCAGAGCUUGUGAUGAAACGAGGAGCAUUCUUUGGCUCGCCCAGGUGGAAGGUUGCCAAACUCGAUUGGUCCAUAUGCGCUACGCGAGGUUCGCAGAUCUGAAGGUUUGUGAGAAACGGCUGCAGCUCAGAGAGCGGCGGCCGCCCCGAGAGAACUUUCGAGAUGCUGUCGAGGAGGCGCUGGAUCGCGAACGAGCUGUGCUGGAGCGCUCACGCCAGGAUCUCCUGGCCUUGGAAGCAGAAGCCCAGCAAUUCCACACAGACCUGCAGGCGAUGCGUGCGGAGCUCUCCCGCGACACGGGGGCUCGCAGGCUUCAGGUGGAGAGCGAAUUGGCCCAGAUGAGAAUGGCAACUGGAGCCAGUGUGUCUUUGCCGGAGGUGGACAAGAAGAACAACACCCAGCCCCAUCAGGCAAUCAAGCUCCUCUCCGAAGAAGAGGCCAAGUCCUUGAAGCAGCGCUCAGUUUCUGUGAUCAGAAAAGCGAAGGAACUGCCUGACAGGGUGGAUGUCACCAUUGGGCGCAUCCGGCAGGAAGCACACCAAUGCACCCACAGAUCUGCACGCCAGCUGGGCGCCAAGACCCGUGAGUUGGGAGAGUUCAAGAAGAUGUUGGAGGAGAACAUACGUGGUGUGGAUGCCACGCUCACGCAGGCGAGACAAGCCCUCUCCAAGGAAGAGGGCCGACUGGAAACUGUCAUGGGGGACAAAGCUUUGCAGGAGACCCAAGAGCGUGUGAACGACCUGACUGCCAUGGUGCAGGAGCUGCAGGACAGCUACAAAGCCCUGGUGGAGGAGCUCCGCUGCAAGGUUUCGGCGCUGGAUAUCGACAACAGCUGCCGCAGGGUGACGCCGCAAGUGGCGGCUGAACCUCCCAAGAAGAUUGGCCUGCAGCAGUCAGCCAGUGCGCGCCAUGCCCAGAGACUGAUUUUACCGUCGCGUGGAGAGCAAUCGAGCCGUGGACAUGCGUUUGUCCUGUGUGCAUGA
This is a messenger RNA of Symbiodinium natans, 1089 nucleotides long. The record is from the annotation of a GenBank genome assembly. Lineage: Eukaryota; Dinophyceae; Suessiales; Symbiodiniaceae.